Messenger RNA from Anneissia japonica, 1080 nucleotides. Its product is annotated as UPF0565 protein C2orf69 homolog. The transcript is spliced from 2 exons. Gene Ontology annotation, cellular component: mitochondrion. The record is from RefSeq and is a predicted model, not a curated record. The coding region runs from base 119 to 1057 and encodes 312 amino acids. NCBI's taxonomy places the organism in Eukaryota, Metazoa, Echinodermata, Crinoidea, Comatulida, Comatulidae.
UAAUGAGCUCUUCAAUUCCCCGAUCCUUCACGCGUAAAGUCUUGCUGCAAAGAUCUACGGUAAAAUGGUGUAGGUUUUCAGGCCUAGGCUAGGCAUUCGUUGCAUAUUGUUCACCAGCAUGGCUUCCAGUAACAUCGUUAAUGAACAACCUACAUGCAGAACAAUUGGUGUCAUUCAGGGUUUACCAGGUCGCAAAAAUGUAGUGAUAUCGCCUGCUGUGAAUUGGACAGGCAUUGAACGCGAUAGUCACGUUGUUUAUUUCCCAGGGGAUGUUCAGGGUUUUGCUCAAGAAAUGGCUCUGCAUAGAGUGGGGAAGAAAUGGGUGAAAUGGAGUUUUGAAAACACAGCCACAAUCCUUCAGGAACGCUUUCCAACUUCCUGGAUCUGGAUCAUUGGCCCUCAUAGGUUUCAUGAAUCACUUUUCAGUUGCUAUGACAAUUUUGUUGAAUGUAACAUUAUCGGUUCUCCGAUUGACUUCCAAUACAGAGACUCAACCAAACACCUCCAGCUACUAUUACAAGGAGCAUGUAGAAGUCUUGAGAAUAUUUUGACUACCAAUAUCAAAGAAGGAACUAAGAAAGUACAGGUUUUUACUCAUUAUGAUGAUUGCAAGAAAUCAGUUGAUGAAAAUAUGCACAAGGAGACAUUAGUUAACCCUUAUUUACCAUUAAAACUUGUCGGGUUUAGUAAAGGUUGUGUGGUCUUGAAUCAAAUUGUGUCUGAAAUGAAACAAACACAGGAAGCCAAUACAGAACUGAAGAGCUUUGUGGAGCAAAUAUGUGCAAUCUAUUGGCUUGAUGGAGGACAUUCUGGAGAGGAAAGCACAUGGGUAACAGAUCGAGAAGUUUUAGAAGUAUUGGCUAAAACAGGGAUCAGUAUCCACGCCCAUGUUACGCCAUAUCAGGUUGAUGAUGUCGCCAGGCCUUGGAUUGCAGAAGAACACAAAAUAUUUCUGGAAGUUUUGAAGGAACUUGAAGGCAAUGUUACUGAAAAGCUUCAUUUUGAAACAGAGGAAAGAUCACUUGGUAUUCAUUUUAAACUCUUGAAACAUUUUUGAUAUUUGUCUUUUUUAGGAUACAG